This is a messenger RNA of Dermacentor albipictus, 2467 nucleotides long. Its product is annotated as protein disulfide-isomerase TMX3-like. Lineage: Eukaryota; Metazoa; Arthropoda; Arachnida; Ixodida; Ixodidae. Gene Ontology annotation, cellular component: endoplasmic reticulum. The record is from RefSeq and is a predicted model, not a curated record. Gene Ontology annotation, molecular function: protein disulfide isomerase activity. Gene Ontology annotation, biological process: peptidyl-cysteine oxidation.
CUUCCUGAACUGAUAGGGAAGUAGCAAAAUAUAGCGCACGGCAUGCUCACGGUUUCAAUGGCCGCUGUGCGGUGAAGGCGACGUUCGUUUAUGGUGCUUUAUGUUACGAUAGUAAUGUAUCAUUCUCAAUUACUCGUGUCGCUAAUAAUUGGUGUGCUGCUAUGUGUGCGGGUUGCCUAUGCGAGCAAAGUUUUGGAAUUGAGUGACAGGUUUCUCGACGUGCGGCACGAAGGGUCGUGGCUUGUCAAGUUUUAUGCACCAUGGUGUGGCCACUGCAAAAUGCUGGAACCGAUUUGGAGCCAGGUAGCUCAAAGCCUUGCAGAUACGGACAUUCGUGUCAGCCGCGUAGACUGUACGCGGUUUACCUCUGUGGCAAUGGAGUACAGCGUCAAAGGUUUUCCCACAGUACUAUUUAUCAAAGGAGACAAGACCGUUGAAUACAAGGGAGAUCGAAACAGGGAGGAACUUGCAGAGUUUGGACGUAGAAUGGAUGGACCACCAAUUCGUGACUUGACGGCAUGCGAUGACUUCAAGGUAAUGCGGGACCGGCACAAAGUCGUCUUUGUCUACACUGAUGGAGAAAAAGGAAAAGGUGACUCCAACACGCUAAAGGAAAAUUUUACAAAAAUGGCAGAAGAGUUCCAGCCAGUCAACUACUUUUUCACAGUACCGUCUUCGUGUAUUAGUCAGCUGGGGGAAAAUAUGACUCCACCAGCAACACCUGCUGUUUAUGUGGUCAAGGACAACACUGGCUUUCUAUAUGAUGAAAACAGUGCUUUAGAACAAAACAUGACAUUUCUUGACUGGAUGAAUAGAGAAAGGUUUCCAACAUUCCAAAAAAUAACUUAUGGCAAUUUUCACCAAAUACUGAAGACAGGAAAAAAGAUCGUGACUGCAGUUCUGGAGGAGAACCAGAUUGGGAAAGUUACCAUGCGUAUGCAAGAAUUCAAAGACAUGCUCGAAGCAAUUGCUUUGAAUACACGGGAGUUAUUCCAUGAGCACUUUGUAUUUGGCUGGGUUGGGACGCCUGAGAUUGCCAAUUCUGUGGCCAUGAUGCACCUGCCAGUCCCUAGUCUCCUGGUGAUUCAGCCUGAGACAUACCAGUACUACUUGCCCGAGGGCCACUCGCGCGAGCAGCCCCCGUCACCACAGGCAGUGCUGGAGCUGCUGAAUACCAUUAUGGAUGGCUCUGCUGUGCCAUAUGGGGGAGACAGCUUUCCUUACAGGCUGUACCGUGCAUACUUUGAAGCCAAGACUGCAUUAGCGGGAAUGUGGCGAGGAAACCCUGUCUUAACUGCCGUCCUGUUUGGACUCCCAUUGGGCUUUCUGAGCAUUAUCUGUUAUACCACAUGUUGCUGUGAUGUCCUUGAAGCAUCUGAUGAUGAUGAUGAAGCAGAUGAGGCAAGUCAUGAGAAGAAGGAGUGAGAAACACAACUGAGCCGUCAUUAUGUUGGGAAGAAAGAAAGCAAAAGGCAUACCUGUUAUGCCAAUCCUAAUAACCAACAAGCAGUGGACACCGCCAGAUCACUGCCUGCAGUCAACGUCUCACUUUUUAGUUCUCUUGUCAGCCAUGAAAAUGGAGGCAGGUCAACUUUAUAUGUAAAUGAGGCAUGCAGUCAACUAGUAGAGCUGCAGUAUGUGCAGGGGCGCAGAGAAAGAAUAAUUCUUGCUCCAUGUGCAGCAGUCAAGCUGCAGCAUGCAUGCUGUUCCGAUGUUGCUUAGGAUGGAAAAAAUUGUGGAGGGCUUCGAGCUUGCAUUGUUGAAUGAAGGAAGGAUUAUUGUGACAGAGGUAUUUUGCUAAGCUGUACCUGUUUAGGGACCCAAGUAUAUAUGAUUGGGACCUUUGCUGUGCUCAAGCAGCUGUGUUUCAGCGUGCUUGAGUGGACUAAUGACGAUUUUACAAGUAGCCAUGAACUGGCUGGAACUUGUACAUAGUGCAUUGUUUAUAUUGUUUUGAAGAAUGCCUCAAUCUCAAUGUCUGGGUUAUUUCAUGCCAAGCCUUCUUGUUUUGAGGGGUGUGUGGUUUCUCUAUUGUAUUAUACAACGUCUAGGAGAAUGACAUAUUUUAAAGCAAUUCACAUCUCUUUUUGUAAAAUUUUUACUUGUAUUAGCUGCCACUUCCUUGUUUUGUUAGCAUAUCAAAUGCAUCCAUCCUGCAGAGAAGCUAAAUGUUUUAAAAUCCUUGAAUACCUACUUAUUGAGCACAUUUGUUUUACAUAGUAUUGUGAACAUGUAAGAGUGCCAGCAUAUUGUUUAGUACAUUAAACAGGAUACUAGAGCUGGUUGUGGGCAUUGAUAAAAGACAGUUCGACUCUACUGCCUGAAUAGCUCUGUGCCAUCAUCAAUGUACACAAUCCCACCAUUUUUACAUGUUGAUGCUUGCCUUUGUCUUUGAAAGAAAUGAAUGCCAGCAAUGUCUCUAUCUGAACUUAAUGUAUUUGUCUCAUAAAACACUUUGUCAAAUUUA